CCAAACGCACUGAGCCACUGCACAGAGUAUGCGGUGGGAUGCUGUUCAACAUUGAGUUGUUUAUAAGGAAAACUGUGUUGUCGGAUAGUGUCACUAAUGAAUGAAAACGUACAACCAAGGACAUUACCUUAUUAGAUAGAUAGACUCUAGGCAGAAGGUAGUGCUCAGAAGGGGCGGGGGAUGCGGGCGAUGGACACCCGGCAGUCCCUAGUCUCACGUGCUAAGGCGGAGACUGGAUCCCCAACACACAUCGUUGCUGACUCGCGUGCUCACACAGGACGUCCGACACGGAGAAAAACUUUUCUUACUUCAAACUUUCUACUGGAGUUUUUUGCGUACGAUGUAAGGGAGAUGGCCGGGACAAGCUCUGACUGGGUGGAGAUCCUGGAGCCUCGCACACGAGAGCGCAUGUACGUGAACCUGGCCUCGGGCGAGUGCGGCUGGGUGCCUCCGGCCGGCGCCACCGUGCGUCAGGCUGACGGCAACCAGUGGUGGGAGCUGUACGACCCGCAGAGCAGCCGCUUCUACUACUACAACGCGGCCGACCGCCUCACCGUCUGGCACCGGCCGCAGGGCGCCGACAUUGUGCCCCUGUCCCAGCUGCAGGCCAUCAAGCGCUGCAACGAGGUGCAGAGAGGAGGCCCUCCCAGCUCCACCACUGCCACCAUGGCCACCGCCGCCAACGGAGCAGGCACCAACGGAGGAGGCUCAGGGGGCACAGGGACCAGGGAGAGGCUGCAAGCCCAGGGAGGGGGAACCAUGGGCAGCCAGGGCAGACACACCCCGCUGCCUCCUCUGGAACCCUACCCUAAAGAGGGAGGAGGAGAAGGAGGAGGAGGAGAGGGGGAGAAGGACCACAGGAGGACAAACGAGGGUACGAUGGAAAGGCAGCAGGGGGACGGCAGCACAGAGAGUGAUAGCAAAGAGAAUUUGAGAGAAUCCGCUCAGAGAUGGCAGCCCCCACUUGGUUCUAAGGCAGCCAUGUUGGUGAAGGUGAACAGCAUGAGCAGAGCCCAGUCAGCGGCAGCAGCAGCAGCCAACGGCGGCGCCUCCCUGCAGCUCCUUCACCACCACGGCCCCCACGGCAAGCCUAACGGCCACUCCGCCUGCACCCUCAACCCCUCCAACGGCAAGUCCAGUGCCACCUACAUCUGCUCUGCGCAGGCCUAUAAGACCACGCCUGCUGGCAGCAAGAUGGCGGCCCCCGACACACGGCAAGCCCACCACCUGCGCAAGGCCAGUAAUGGGAGCUUCUGCCUGAUGACCUCACAAGGUGAGCUGGCCCAGAGCCCUGGGUCCCUGCAGCGUCCACAGUGCAGCACGCCGCGCUCUGUGUCACCGCAGUAUGCCGCCGCCGCGGCGCGUCUCUACGACGACCCGGCCUCCGAGUGCCCGAUCUACGACGAGCCGCCCGACAUGGCCAUGGAGGUGGAGGGGGCACAGCUGCAGAACGGAACCGCUCCACGACACCCCAACCCCCAUCAGCACCCCCACCCCAACCCCCAUCAGCACCCCCACCCCAACCCCCAUCAGCACCCCCACCCUCAUCAGCAACCCCACUCUCACAGCCUGCAGAAGCCCAAGCUCCUCCAGCCCCCCACCCCGGGCAACACUGGCUCCCGGCACAGGAGGGGCCCCUCGUCUUCUGACUACAGCCCCGCUGGCCUGGAGUGCAUCAAGCACAUGGUCAACGUGGACCCCAAACAGGGCAGCCUCCUGUCCUCGCCGUCACCCGGGCCCUCUCCAUCCCCCUCCCCGACAGCCACGCCCGACUCCCUACUCCCCCAGGGCCCGCGGCCCCAGCUGAAGGACGGCGUCAGCCUGGAGAAGAAGCAGCAGUCGUGGCGGGCGCUGGAGGCCAGCGUGCUUCGCGCCAUGGAGGUGCACCACAGCCGGCAGAGCAGCCAGGCCUCGCAGGACUUCGGCAGCCCCCCGCCGCCGCCGCCCCCGGGCCCCGGUGGCUACCAGGACUCUGGCUACUCCACGGGACCGUCCCCCAGCCUGAGGCGCAAGAGUCGCCGGCGCGUGGGGGGCCCCGGGGGUGGUGGCCGACCGGGGUCGAUUGGUAGCAGCGGCGAGCUGAACGCACUCAACGAGCGGCUGAUGGCAGAGAUGCGGGAGGUGGUGAGCCGCUCUAACACCAUGAGGGAGACACGGGCGAUGGCCGCCGUCACUGCAGUUGUGACAGAGCUGGACUCCGAGAUGGCCGAGGGCUGCUUGACUGGCCCGCACUGCCACUCCCCGUUGGGCUCACCCCGCAGGUACGGGAGAGGACCGCGCUGCUCAUCCCGGGAGGACCUUGCCACCGCCCCCACCACCACCGUUGCAAUCGGAGGGAGCCGAUCACUUGGCCGAGGGGGUUACCAUUGUAACCUGGCCAGCCUGGACUUCUCUGGGCGGCAGAAGCGCACCUAUGAGAAGGUGGACACGCUUGAGAAGAGCAUUAACAGCCAGAUGAGCCUGUCCACACCUGAGACCGUAGGACCGCCUUCUCAGGCGGGGACUCUUGACUCGAAGGUCCAGCUCGAAGGCAGGAAGAAGGGGAUGGUGGAAGGGCGGACUGGCUCCCUUGGCCCCCACAGGCCCAUCCCCGGGGACAGCAGCGCUCGGGGCCCCGCCAGAGGAGGUGGAGGAGGAGGUACUGGGAGCUUGACAGCUGGCACAGCCGAGUACCAGCUGGCCUACGCCACCCUGCGCCGGCCGCCACCCCCGGCCGACGCCAACAUGGCCGACUGGGCCAGCAAACACCUGAACCUGCACACGCAGGGUCUGUUCCGCCGCCGCGUCUCCAUUGCCAACAUGCUCUCCUGGAACCGCGGCUCCAUCAAGAAGCCCAUGCUGGUCACCAGCGACCGCGUGGUGCGCAAGGAGGCCUGCGAGAUGUUCAAGCUGGUGCAGGCCUACAUGGGCGACCGGCCGUCGCGCCUCGACCGCCGCCACGCUGCGCUGGUCAUCGUCACCAAAUGCUGGGCCAUGCAAGGCCUGCGCGACGAGCUCUACGUGCAGCUGGUGCGCCAAACCACCGGCAACGUGAGCCCGCGUAGCCUGGCCGCCGGGUGGGAGCUGAUGGCCGUCAGCCUGGCCUUCUUUGCCCCCUCACCCAAGUUCUGCUGCUACCUGGAGGGCUACAUCCAGCGCCACAUGGAUCCAGCCAAUGAUAAGAAACGUGACUUUCUCAUUGAACAACAGGUCACCACCCAGUUCAUCCUUGACCAGCAGGACAUCAAAAAGAAGAACUCAAAGUCCAGAAAGAAGAGAAAACAGAACACUGACGAGGACGAGCAGGAGGGCCUUCCCAUCAGCACUUAUGCUAAGUACUGCCACCGCAAGCUGCAGAAGGUGGCCGUCACUGGGGGAAAGAAGGGCCUGCGCAAGCCCACCCUAGAGGAGGUGGACCACAGCCGGCGGGCCAUCAUCACGCCCUCGCUGUUCGGCAGCUCGCUGGAGGAGGUCAUGGAGCGCCAGAGCGAGCUCUUCCCCGACCGCAAGCUGCCCUGGGUGCAGGUGCAGCUCUCCCAGUACGUGCUGGCCCUUGGAGGGGCUCAGACCGAGGGCAUCUUCAGGGUGCCUGGGGACAUUGAUGAGGUGAACGCACUCAAGCUGCAGGUGGACCAGUGGAGAAUUCCAGAGAACCUCUCGGAUCCCAAUGUUCCUGCCUCUUUGAUGAAGCUGUGGUAUCGCGAAUUGGAGGAACCUCUCAUCCCCAUGAACUUCUAUAAGCAGUGUGUGAAUAACUGCGAUGACCCUGUGGCAGCCGUUGGUGUGGUGCACUCACUGCCCGACCUCAACAGACAUGUGCUCUGCUACUUCAUCCACUUCCUGCAGGUGUUUGCGCAGCCCGCUAAUGUGGCUGUGACUAAGAUGGACGUGAAUAACCUGGCCAUGGUCAUGGCCCCCAACUGCCUGCGCUGCCAGUCUGACGACCCCCGCAUCAUCUUCGAGAACACGCGCAAGGAGAUGUCUUUCCUGCGCAUGCUCAUCGUGCAUCUGGACACCACCUUCAUUGAGGGCAUCGUGUAGAUCAUAUACACACAACUUCUCUCUCACACACACACACACACACACACACACACACACACACACACACACACUGAAGUUUAUGUACAAGAGAACACAGUGCAGAGGCCCUCAGUGAGCUUGUGGACAAAAUUGAGUGCUCAGUUAGUUCAUGCUCUCGUCUCUAGGAUAUAGUGCCAAACCCCCCACUGCUUUACUGACACCAGAUCCCCAUGCCAAACAGUGGGGGGAACUCUGUAAAUAUAUACACACACAAAUAUAUAUAUACAUACAUAUAUAUAUUUUUAUAAGUGCAUGAUGAACAAGGUGUCCAUUCUCUUGACUGAAGACGUCUGUUUGGACAUUGAGGAAGAAAUAUCAGAAUCGUUCAGAAAGAAUACUGAUACAGAAUAAUUUAUUUCAAAGAAUACAAGGUCAUCCUGAAAAGAUGACAAGUGGCUAUAAAAAUAAUCUUUGUUUCUGGACUCUGUUUUGGCCUAAAAAAAAAAGUCUAUCUGCAUUUCUAUGCAAUGUUUUAAGGAGGAGGGGGGAAAAAAAAGAUUUGUAUUAUGUACACUAUAAGUAGGAUUGUAAUAGUUAUUGUCAGGGAUUGAAUAUUACGUUCCUUCCUACCAUUUAUUCAUUUGUUGGUUGUUAUGUAAAGAUCUGUCAGUGCUAAUUGGUUUCUGUUGUAUAAAGCAGAUUUUUAUGUGAGCAGUGCAACAGCAGCUUUUUAAUGAAACAGGCCAGGAGCCGUAAUGAUCUAAUCAAAUACUGGAAGCAAUAAGAUUUUGCAAUAAACUACUGCUUUAAGGAAUCUGUGAAGAAGGGACUUGUGAAAUAUUUUACAGUCCUUGAUGGUUCUACUUAUUCAUUGUGAUCGCUGGGGAUGUCUUCAAAAUUAACUGUUCUUAUCUGUUAUGGUCAUUUUUAGCAGUCCUCCACAGAAUUCAGUCGACAUUUUUGGACAAACCAUAAAUCGAAUUGUAUUAUCGUGUGGAUAUGAAUGAAACAAAUAUGUGCAUAAAUGUAAACAAUAUUUCUUUGUGUUAGUGUUUUUUUGUGACAGUUGAGCUCAUUGUAAACUGUUGUUUAUUUCUGAGAGGCAGUCUGUGUGUAUUGACUAUGGGGGAGCACACAAAGAAUGUAGAUGACUGGUGUAGCUUUUGUAAUAUAAAAAUCCCUUGUAAAUAGUUCACACACUCGUUUUUAAUAACCAAACAGCAGGUGACUUUUCACGUCUUUUCUGGGGGGGGGGGGAAACAAACAUGAAAAUGUGUUUCUUGUUGUGAUGUAAAUGUUUCUGUGAGAUAUGUUUUGAGACUGCUUGUUUGAAAUCAGUAUUGAUCCACCUUACCAAUAUGUGUGUUUGCAUUAUUUGUUGACUUGUGGAAUGGUUGUUCGAAAAUAAUAAAAUAACACAAACCUUC
Messenger RNA from Clupea harengus (Atlantic herring), 5426 nucleotides. RefSeq names its product Rho GTPase activating protein 46a (gene arhgap46a). Gene Ontology annotation, molecular function: protein binding; GTPase activator activity. The record is from RefSeq and is a predicted model, not a curated record. Gene Ontology annotation, cellular component: cytoplasm; cytoskeleton. Lineage: Eukaryota; Metazoa; Chordata; Actinopteri; Clupeiformes; Clupeidae. Gene Ontology annotation, biological process: signal transduction.